This is a messenger RNA of Metopolophium dirhodum (rose-grain aphid), 1260 nucleotides long. RefSeq lists its product as uncharacterized. Gene Ontology annotation, molecular function: protein dimerization activity. The record is from RefSeq and is a predicted model, not a curated record. NCBI's taxonomy places the organism in Eukaryota, Metazoa, Arthropoda, Insecta, Hemiptera, Aphididae.
AUGGCUGAUGAGACAAGUGAUGUCGGGCAUCACGAACAAAUGUCUUUUGUUGUAAGAUAUUUUGAUGAUAAUGUUAAUAGACCUAUAGAAACAUUUGUUUCGUUAAAAUGCAUGACACCAAACUGGGAAUCAGUGAUUGCUGUAUGUUUUGAUGGAGCGUCAACUAUGGCAGGUAGUAUAAAUGGUGCACAAAUGAAAUGUAAAGAACAAAAUAAUGAAAUUAUGUAUGCGCAUUGCCUAAAUCUUAUACUAAUUAAUGCUGUAUUUGAAAAAUCUAAAAAAGUAGUUAAGAAUCGAUUGAUUUUUAAUUUCCUUGGAACUAUACAAUAUGUACACAACUAUAUAGAAAGUAGUCCAAUGAGGCACUCAACAUUAGAAAAAGUUGCUAAAGAAACAGGAGUUACUCUUCUAACAUUAAAGUCUUGUUCAAUUACACGAUGGGCAUGUCGUGCAGAAGCUGUAAAAGCUAUUAAAAAUAAUUAUAAUGUUUUAAUUACUGCAAUUGAUGAAAUAUGUGAAAACACUUCAGUACUUGAGAUGAGAGCAAAAGGAAUUGGUAUUUUACAACAACUCCAAACAUUUGAAUUUAUUUUUGGCAUGGAAUUAAUGAGUCAUAUUUUAAAUAUAAUAUUAAAAAUAGGUUCUAUGCUGCAGUCUCCAAAAAUUGACCUUUUGAUUGCAGCAGAAAGUGUAAAUACUUUAAAGAAUACCUUAUUAAACAUGAGAAAUAAUGAAGAAGAAUACAAAGUAAAAAAAAGAAAAGUUACAACUAAAAUUGAUCCAUCUCCUUCAAAUCAAGUAUUUUUUAAGACUAAAUAUGAAGAUUUAAAAGUUUCUGUAUAUUAUCCAUUACUAGAUGAUCUUAUUUCUGGAAUAAAUUCAAGAUUUAAACAAGAUACAAUUUGCCUUAUAAAUGCUGUUACAAAUAUUAUAAAUUUAAAUAUAACUACUGAAAUAGCUACCAUUAUGGAAAAGUUUGCGAAAAUUUCAUCAGAUACUUUAAUUGCUGAAAUCAAACUUCUCAAGAACUCGACAGACAAGAAUAUUCCUAAAGGAACUACUAAUGAAUCUGUGUUUUUGUGGCUGGAUUGGUUAAAAGAUUCCGGUAGAUAUAAUAUUUUUAGUUGUUUUUUUAAAAUACUACAAAUGUUCAGCAUUAUACCAGUUACUAGUUGUUCAUGUGAACGGGUAUUUUCAAAAUUAAAUAUUGUAAAAAGUAAACUAAGAAAUACCAUGGCCCAAGACCACCUGGAAUCAUAA